GUAGUGACAGUCUAUUGUAGAUUUAUACCAUCAACAGUUCCCUAUAAAGUAUCGCCUUCGAACUGUUAGUAUUACUACCUUAGUAAAAGUGUUAGUUGAACAAACAAAAUGUCCGUGUCUGAUAUUUCUUUUCGAAUACCUCUAGGACUGUUGUUAAUUGUUAUUGCACUCGCUGGAUAUUUUGUGAACGUUCUGGCCUUCGUGGUGUAUGUUUGCAGACGAAAACUACGCACCCCGCCAUUUUACUUCAUAGUACACCUGCUCGUUGUGGAUCUACUGGCUGUCGUCUGCUGGACUUCUCUGUCGGCUGCUGCUGCCGUGGCGGGAAACUGGCCACUUCCAUUUGUCGUCUGCCAGAUCCAAGGCUACAUCAUGUCGUUCUGUAAUCUCAUUAACAUGCACACCAUGACGGUGCUAGCCAUCGAAAGAUGUUUACUGAUGGCAAAACCCUCCUUACACGAAGACUGUUUUGCUGGGGUUUACACGGGAUUUUUCAUAGCUGCGUUAUGGGUAACGGAUGCUGUAAUUGCGGUUUUCUCCGCUGUGCACUGGGCCGAGAUGCUGUACUCUCCUUACCAAUACCAGUGCUAUUCCGAUCACGACAGAAGUGUUUCGCACUUGAAUUUCUUCUUCACCAUGACGUACGCUUUACCCAUGUUCUUCAUGUUCGUCCUGUACGUGAUAUCAUUCUGCUACGUCUAUGACAUCAGAACACGGAAGGUGUCGCCGUCUGGUGCUCUUGUUCUGGAAGUAAAUCAAUUCGCGAUUGGCGACUCUUACUCCGAUCGAUUAGCGAGACAAGAGGAGAAAUUCAAAAACGCUGGAAUGAGACCAGAUAAACCAAACUUGGGCAAAACGAUGACGUUUACGCCACGUGGUUACAUCACCAAUGAUACGGAAACUGAAGAUGGACCAGAACCUUUGCAGAAAGUGAAGAAGCGGGAAUAUUUCUUAGCCAAGCAUGACUAUGAUCUGAUGAAAGCGUAUGUGGUGAUGACUUGUGUCUACGUGGCCUGCUGGUUCCCGUACGUGAUGCUGAGUUACGCCUGGACAUACAAACCAAGGAGCUACUCCACACUGCCGUGGGAAGUGACCACGGUCUUCACGCUGAUCACUCACUGUGGCUCUUUCGUGAAGCCUCUCAUACUGGUGUUAAUGGUCGAGUCAUUCAAAGUUGCUCUGCUCAGAACAGUUGCUAGAGAUGAAACCAAGAAACACAUAAAGGAAACACCAGUUACACAGUGGAAACGUUGACCGUAUUCUUAUAAGAUGUAUUUCUCCUCAACUACAAUCCCCUCCCUCCCUCCCUCCCCCCCCCCUCCCUCCCCCCCCCCCCCUCUCUCUCUCUCUCUCUCUCUCUCUCUCUCUCUCUCUGGAUAUAUACCAGAUACGUUCUUAAAUUUAACUAAGUUAUGGGCAGACCACGUGGGAACCUCAGGCGUGGUGUCUCCCAUCUGAGGUCCACAGACAUACUUUAUGAAAAUAAACUAGUGCCCCAUGAUUGGUCAAUAAAAGGCUAUGAUCUGUGUUUCUAUUACAAGAAUGAAUGUGCAAAAUAUUAUA
This is a messenger RNA of Gigantopelta aegis, 1563 nucleotides long. Its product is annotated as rhodopsin-like. Lineage: Eukaryota; Metazoa; Mollusca; Gastropoda; Neomphalida; Peltospiridae. Gene Ontology annotation, cellular component: photoreceptor outer segment; membrane. Gene Ontology annotation, biological process: G protein-coupled receptor signaling pathway. The record is from RefSeq and is a predicted model, not a curated record. The coding region runs from base 109 to 1254 and encodes 381 amino acids. Gene Ontology annotation, molecular function: G protein-coupled receptor activity. The transcript has a single exon.